This is a messenger RNA of Esox lucius (northern pike), 4184 nucleotides long. RefSeq names its product RING finger protein 145. Bases 713 to 3202 code for a protein of 829 amino acids. The transcript has 11 exons. The record is from RefSeq and is a predicted model, not a curated record. NCBI's taxonomy places the organism in Eukaryota, Metazoa, Chordata, Actinopteri, Esociformes, Esocidae. Gene Ontology annotation, cellular component: endoplasmic reticulum; endomembrane system. Gene Ontology annotation, molecular function: ubiquitin protein ligase activity; zinc ion binding.
CGCAAGCGACUCGAAUAGUUAGAAAAUCAUAACAAUUCACUUCCAUUUUAAUUUACAACAUUAUGUGAAUGUAAUUUUAUUUGCGAUUUCUCGAUCAUCUAUGUUUCUUUUGAAUGAACGGUUCUGGAGUAAUCAGAAUUGGGAAUAUUUUACUUAUCGUCAGUAAUGACAUCGUUAUGUCACAAUGUAGCUAACGGUAGCUAUAUUUAGUAUGCUAGCGCACAGCGAGAAUUGGAUUUAAGUACUACUAUCAAACGCUAUGUCCUUCAAGUCAUAGACCAUUACAAUAUUUCGCUCGCUGAAAAUCUUGCCAUGCAGGAAACUUCUAACGUCGCACAUAUUUUCAGGUGGUGCAACAUCCUGGACAAACCUAGUUUUUUCAUAUGUAACUAAUGUAGACAUCUUGGGGAGAAAACAAGUCAAGUUAAUUAUAUUGGACAGGUAUGACAAUCGUUGGCAAGCUGAUUGUUAUGACGAUCUUGGGCAUAUGGAUUGAUCCAUUUUCUUUGAUCAGUAAAAGGCAAUGGACCAGUGGGGUGUGUGCCUAUAGCAAGUGAAAAACCGAACAUGAAGAACGAACAGUCAGACAAACAGACACACACCUGCUGCUACUCCUUUUCCACUAAGAGAUCAUUCAUGGAUCUAGCCAUGUGACAAAAAUCUUUGCUCAACCACAUAUUUUCCAACACGCCAGCGGACAGAUUUUCUCAAGAUGCCGCGUUUGGACGACGUUGCCAACAUUGCUCUGAGGGUGCCAAGUAUCCUGGUACUGGACCUGCUGUAUAAAUGUGACAUUGAUAGUUUCACAGAGCACCUCAGGGCCAAAAACGAAGACAUGCUCUUCAAAUACAAAUAUGUCAUUUGGAACCUGUAUUAUCUAGGUCAUCUGGUGAAUGUGGUGGUGCUUGUCCUGCCACUAAGACACAUCGUUAAGCUCUACCUCCACAUCCUCACCGCCCUGCUCUUAUACGUGGGACACCAGAUUUCCAAGGACUACGUUCGUGGAGAGGUGCAGUAUGGGUAUGAUGGAGCCCUAUAUCUCGACGCUUUGGCCUUCAAUCGCUUUGUCACCGCACUGACUAGUCAGAUCAUUCUCAGUACUCUGUGUGCCUUCCUCAUGAAGACCAGGAAGGUGUGGCUGUUUUCCACCCACCUGCUGCCCCUAUUGGCCCGCCUUUGUGCCGUGCCCCAUGAAACCUUGCUAUUGGUCAACUCCUUCUCCAUGGUCCUGACUGGAGUAGGCGUGAUCAUGUUUCUGCUGUCCAAUCUCUUUGUGCCAUACCGACUAGCCAGGGCCGCCUACUCCGAGCUGCUACAACUGGAGGUAAUAGAGCUCUACCGGCUCCUUGCAGUGGCCAUCUCUCUGUGGAACCAGUAUGCAGUCCCAGUGCUGUUCAGUGUGUUCUGGACUGUGCUGUUUGUGGUCCAGCUAUGCUCUUACUUCACGGAUGUCGACUCCUCUGGCAGCCACCAGGGGGUGCUGUUCUUCAUACUUACGAGUGUCUCAGAGUGCUGCGCCACACCCUACUCCCUGCUGGGCCUGGCGUUUGUAGUGUCCUUCCUGGCUUUGGGACUGCUUAACCUCACCAAGUUCUACCUGGGUGGCUACACGGCCGUCUUAACCGACAACGUCAUGCACAGAGGGGUCACCGAGGGCGUGACCUUGCUGCUGCUGGCCCUUCAGACGGGUCUGUUAGACAUGGCCGCCCUGCAGCGUACCUUCCUCCUCAGUAUCAUUCUCUUCAUCGUCGUCACCUCCACACUACAGUCCAUGAUAGAGAUCACAGACCCCAUCAUUCUGGCCCUGGGGGCGUCUCGAAACAGGAGUUUAUGGAAACAUUUCCGAGGCCUCAGCAUGUGUUUACUCCUGUUGGUGUUUCCCGGAUACAUGGCCUAUAAGAUCUCCCAGUUCUUCCACAUGGACUUCUGGCUCCUCAUCCUGGUAUCCAGCUGCAUGCUAACCUCUCUUCAGGUAACGGGUACGCUUCUGAUCUACUCCCUGUUCAUGGUUGAGCUUUUCCGUAGCGACCCCAUUGACCCCCUGGAUGAGGUCAUCUACUGGGUCAACGCAGUGAGCCGUGUGCUGGAGUUCGUGGUGGCCCUCUGCGUUGUCGCCUACGGGACCUGGGAGUCUCUGUUCGGGGAGUGGAGCUGGAUGGGGGCCUCUGUCAUCAUCAUCCACUCCUACUUCAAUGUGUGGCUCAGAGCCCAGACCGGCUGGCGGAGCUUCCUGCUCAGACAGGAAGCAGCCAAGAAGAUAAACUCCCUCCCUCGGGCCACAGCCAAUCAGCUGCAGCAGCACAACGACGUCUGUGCCAUCUGUUUCCAGGACAUGAGCUCAGCUGUGUUGACAUACUGUGGACAUUUCUUCCAUGGAAACUGCCUGCGUAAGUGGCUUUACGUCCAGGAGACCUGCCCCAUGUGUCACCAGCCAAUCCGCCCCGACCCGCCUCCCCCACCCCAGAGCCCUACCCCAGGACAUGUAGUAGGAAACUCCCAGGCUUCUGCUCCGGCCUCCAGAGAGACUGGGCCCGGCGGUGCAGCAGAACGGAGAGGCUCCACAGAUAAGACCCCAGACGGUGAGGACACACAGCAGCUCCCAGCUACAGUGCCCCCCCCAGACUCCCCAGAACGGGAGGGGGGACCCAGUGGUUUCGACAGGGAACCCAACAACAGGCCGGGAAGUCCACACUUGAAGCCUGUCCAGGGUCUCCGGUUCAGCUCCACCGGGGACUUUGUAGGGUUUGUCAGCCCAGGAUCCAGCUGCUCCUCUGGGACUAGUCCUGGUCCAGAAGACUGGACCCUGGGGCCUUGGGAUGGACCUCCUAUCAGUGAAGUCACAAUUGGAGGCGCUGAGUGCUGCACCAAAGGACUAUUAGUGAAGUUUUCCGCCCCAGAGCGGAAUGGCAGAGUAUUGACUAGAGGAAACAGUGCUACACAAAGCAGCAGGACUGAUAUCGACCUUCUAGGAGAAAAACAGUUUGGAUCUCCUUUAGGGAAAAUUACUCCAAAACGUUUGAGGGCUGAGAGUGAGAGCAGGGUUGGGGAUCUCACCCAACAGAACCAUGAACAAAAGGGACUUCCACAUCAAGAUGAAAGCCAAUUAGAACUUGACAUGCCUUUGGGAGGCAGUACCUGUAGUUCCGCAAGAAGCACUGAGAAGGCGAGACCCAGUCACAGUAGGACCAUGGAGAAGAACUGAAUAGAGACCUGACUGAAAGAAAAAUACCAUGCCUUCUUUUUGUGUAUUACUUUUGUGAAAAAAUGAAUGUCCUAUCCUUCAGUUGAAAGUUUAAAAUACAUGUGUUAAUUCAGUUAUUACUGGUGUUUAAUCGCAUUAAUGGGUAAUGUGACACCCAAGAAUAUAUAUGAAUUGCACAAUUAUAGAUUAUUAUAAACUGGGUAAGUUGUUUCCUGGGUGUUGAUUGGCUGAAAGCUGUGGGUUAUCAGACUGUAUAUUAUGGGUAUGAAUGAUUAAAAUCAGCGGGUUAUGAAAUGUAUUCUUUGAGCUGCUUUAAAAAAAAAUGAAAAACAUAAUUAGCAUUUUUGAAUUAGAUUUCAUAAAUAGCAAGCUAGGAUGGCGGUUUUGGUUUCCAUAGCUACUACUCUGGCUAGCUAGCAAACUUGCUUGAUACUUCAGAGGUGGUCAUAUUUUUUGCCGGCCACUUAAUACAUUUGUUUACCUACGAUUAUUGCACUGGGUAAACUAAUUUUGGGGCUUUAAAUUUAGUCUCUCCUCAAUUAUCCCUAACAAGAUAUAGAAGGUACUAACCUAGAUCUGAAAAGUGAUCAUCUGUGUGGCAUAAAAUGGAAGAUGACGUAAUGUCUUGGUGAGCAUGUUCUCAUUUCGUUGCAGUUCUCUAACUGAAACCCCACGUAAUUAUUUAUGUUGCCCUAUUAAAUGAAGAUGGGCUUUUCCAUCGUUUUACUUCACCACACUCAAUACACUGUAUUGAGCUUUCUGUUUAUUUUUUUUGUCCAGUGAUAACAUAAGUUACUAAUGUCUAUGGUGAAUUAUAUUUGAGUGAAUCAUGUUUAGCUGACAGUAUGUGCUCUUUGGCGGAUUUGAGGUCGUUUCCAAUGGCACUAAUAAUUAUCAAGAACAGAAAUAAACAGUGCCUCCAAUUGUACAUAGAGGCCUAAAAAUGUUUUUGUAUACAUAAAUUAAACAGCUGUGUGCUUUA